AUGGCAAAGCUAUGUGAACAGGAUCCAUUGAGCGGGCAAAUAGACCACAGCAUAUUAAGUCGUUCACCAUCGCCAACACUAAUAUAUCCCUUGCCUCCUGCAUGCCCACUUGAAAAUGGAGACUGGUCUCAAAAUAGUCUUGGAACCCUGGAUAGUACACUGCCCCAUAGUCAUUCUCAGUCACCAGAAACAAAUCCUCGACAAAGAGAAAGGAGGUCAUUAAAGGAAAUUUCACAUCUGUGCCGUUCUGUUGAAAGUACUGCAACUGCCCUUUCCACUCCAGGCAGAUCAACAGUUGUAACUGAUAUCGACAAGGCUAUGGCCCAUAUGGAUGAAGUGUAUUUGAAAACAUUGUUUAAUAAUACAGUUAACAAGACGGAAACCUAUUCAGCAACCACUGAUGCUACCUACUCUUCAUUUUUUAAUAAUGAUGCCCUAGAAGAGACAAAUAUUGAUGAUGAGCCAUCAGGUACUAUGAUAAUGGCAGUUUUACAGCAAAAGUGA
Candidula unifasciata is the source of this 504-nucleotide messenger RNA. NCBI's taxonomy places the organism in Eukaryota, Metazoa, Mollusca, Gastropoda, Stylommatophora, Geomitridae. The record is from the annotation of a GenBank genome assembly.